UGCUCUGGCCACCACAUGUCUUGGCUACCACCUGUCUCAGCCAACAUAGCUGCUCACCCCUCAGGUGGGCUGUCUGCCCCUCCCCUGCCUUUAAGCAUCCCUCACAGGGAGAGGAAUCUCCUCCUCGAGGUCAGGGUGAAGGAGAGACCCUGGAGGCGGUCAUGUGGGGGCGCGGGGCUGCCAGUCAGGGUAGCAGAAGGCAGAUGGGAAGGAUGUGUAUAUACUCCCCCCGGCCCCCUCCAAGGUAUCCGGAUCAUCAUGAGCACCGUGAGGGCAUGGCAUAUCAGCAUGGUCUGGAGCGGAGUGUAUGUAUGUGGGGGCAUGUUCUUUCGAGGCCACACAAAGCCUUGUGCUGAGACCUCGCAUUCCAGCUGGCUGGCUUCCUGUUCCAGACACAUUCCUGCCCUGGAGUCACCGGGGAGAUUGCUGCUUGGAAUUUGGCUCCACAUCCUCCACGUUCAGGAUGGGGCUGGCGAGAGGCUGGCGCGAGGGUGUGCAGUGCCUGGAGUCACCAGCUCCUUCAGACGGAUCCCGGACGCCCGCGGAGAGGCAUCGUUGGACUCCCGGGAAGGGGAUGGCGAACUGAAAGGUCUCCGGAGGCAGAUGCCACUCCUCAAACUGGCCUUCCUGGGCUCCGGAGUGGAGAUGGCCGUGGGGGACAGCUCCCGGGCCACCUCUCCACGCCUGUCCCAGGACUCCCUGGACAUGGAGCCUGUGGGGAGCCCUGAGCCCCCGGCCUUGCCCAUGGAGCCUUCUGCCCACCCGGGCCGGCUGCUGGCCAGCCAGAAGCUAGAGCGGGUGCUGGAGCGGUCCGGCCGGCUCCCGGCUUCCCCUGCCAGCUUGGUACAUCACCGCCGCUCCCUGCCGCCUAUGAGGCCUGAGUAUGACGUGCCCCCUUUUGGAGCAAGGGACCAGAGGGCCACCACGGCAGACACUGACCUGGAGGCAGGCCUGGAAGAAGCAGAGGUGGUGAGGGGCACGGGGCCCGAAGCCGGGGCCUGCCCUCCCGGACAGGGUCUUCGCUACCUGGAGCACCUGUGCCUGGUGCUGGAGCAGAUGGUGAGGCUGCAGCAGCUCCACCUGCAGCUGCAAACCCAGAGGCCCCCUGGGGUGAGCGAGCCGCCUGGUGGUCAGGGCCCCGUGGAGGAGGAGGAGUUGACUGUGGCUCCUUCACCUCCACCCUCUCAUGCCCCAGGCAGUGAGGUGCGGGGGUCAUGGGAACUGCACAGCCAGGCUUCGGAGACAGGCGAAGGAAGAGCUUCACUCCCAAUGGUAGGGGUGCCCAGUGCCAACCCUUUCAGGCUGUCCGGAGUCCCAGCAGAACGAGCUCACACCUUUCAGCCCUCCCAGAGUCACAGACAGGAUCUCUCCCACUGGAACAAGAUCAAGGUCCUUCUCAAUCGGAUUUGCUGGAAGAGCCCUCAACACCCUGAGCCUCCCGCCCCUCCUCGUGGCCCUGCUUCCAGAGUUGAUUCAAGGGACCUUCCAUGUCGUCCCCUCAGGAAGACCUUUAUGCCAUCAUUAGUGGUGAAGAAGCAACGAGCAAAAAACCUUUCUUUGUCCUGAGACCUCCUGGUGCAGGGACAUGACACUGCCGGAGGUGUGCAGUGAAGUCUUCUUUGCCUUUGGCCCCAUUGCUGUUUUUGGGCACUGCCAGGAAAAGCUGCUGAUGCUCACGUGUUUCUCCUCUGAGCAGCUCGGCAGAGGAGCCCUGGUUCCCUGGGAGACCCCGAGGUGUGGCUCCCGGGCGCCCUUCUGGCUGCCAGAAACCCCUGAACCCAGGGAGUGCUUUUGGCAUGGUGACCUGUUGGGGUCCAGUGUGUUGCAGAUGUGUAUGUAUGCAACAUGAUACACACGUAUCUCUGUUGUGAACUGAUUGGAUUCAACCAUCUCUCCUGAAUCACACACUCAAAAGGCUGGUCUUCUGUGGGGUAACUGCUGAAGGAUGGAACUGACCUUCAUUCCUCAGCGGAUGGUUACUGCUCCUGGAGUCCUGCCUUGCUCUGCAUACCUGUAUUGGAAGCCCCAGGACCAGAUGGGUGUCUUUGCUUUAAGUCUUGCCCCUAGAGCAGAGAUCCUGAAGACUGCACCAGGAAUGAGAGGGUUAGGGAAAACGGGGAAUAGCAGAGUACGCUUUGUUAGGUGUUUUGCUUCCUAUUAGCCUUUACACCUCAGAGCUGAAACCAGAGGCCCACACUAGCUUUUACAUCUUCACAAAAUCCCUUAACUUGUCUGAGCCAUAGCUUCCCAGUUAAUCUCCCAAAUGGUAUAAAGACGCUUGACCUACCUACCUCACAGGCUUGUUUUGAGGAUAAAAUUAGAUUAAACUGUCUCAAAGAG
This is a messenger RNA of Pipistrellus kuhlii (Kuhl's pipistrelle), 2340 nucleotides long. It is a transcript of the gene CUNH8orf58, whose product is annotated as chromosome unknown C8orf58 homolog. Lineage: Eukaryota; Metazoa; Chordata; Mammalia; Chiroptera; Vespertilionidae. The record is from RefSeq and is a predicted model, not a curated record.